Molecule: messenger RNA, 3234 nt
Organism: Apus apus (common swift)
Lineage: Eukaryota; Metazoa; Chordata; Aves; Apodiformes; Apodidae
Gene: FBXO8
Product: F-box protein 8
Exons: 7
Coding region: 275-1234 (319 amino acids)
Biological process (GO): regulation of ARF protein signal transduction
Molecular function (GO): guanyl-nucleotide exchange factor activity; protein binding
Source: RefSeq, a predicted model, not a curated record
CAAACGUCAAAGCCGCCAGGCAGGAGCCGGGGCGGCGGCCGCGCUGCGUGCCCGAGGGGCCCCCUGCCUCCCGCCGCCUCUCCCCGCCGCCGGGGGCUGCGCCUUCCCUUCCUGCCCGGCGAGGCUCACGCUCUGACUCGGGCCGGGCUCGUCGCGGCGGCGGUUGGGACCCCAGCUCGCACAGAUUGAAAUGUGACUACCGUUUCUUCACAACUGUGGCCUUAUCUAGAAAUGAAUUCUUGAACUUCCCCUGGAUGGAUGCUUAUGCUCACAGAUGGGUCAGGGACUCUGGAGAGUUGCUAGGAACCAGCAACUGCAACACCAAGGAUACAGUGGACAAGGCUACCUUACCAGAGAACAUGGUAGGAGGAUAGCUACUAACAGUGUUUCCAAUACAAGCCAUCGCAAACAAGCUCAAGGAGGCAUUGACAUCUACCACCUGUUGAAGACAAGAAAAUCUAAAGAACAAGAAGGAUUCAUUAACCUGGAAAUGCUGCCACCAGAGCUUAGUUUUACCAUUUUGUCAUACCUGAAUGCAACUGAUCUCUGUCUAGCUUCAUGUGUCUGGCAGGAUCUUGCUAAUGAUGAGCUUCUCUGGCAAGGGUUGUGCAAAUCCACUUGGGGUCACUGUUCUAUAUACAAUAAGAAUCCACCUCUAGGAUUUUCUUUUAGAAAACUGUAUAUGCAGUUAGAUGAGGGCAGUCUCACCUUUAAUGCCAACCCUGAUGAGGGAGUCAACUACUUUAUGUCCAAGGGCAUACUAGAUGAUUCGCCAAAAGAAAUAGCUAAGUUUAUCUUUUGCACAAGAACGCUAAAUUGGAAGAAGCUGAGAAUCUACCUUGAUGAAAGGCGAGAUGUUUUGGAUGACCUUGUGACACUGCACAACUUCAGAAAUCAGUUCUUGCCAAAUGCACUGAGAGAGUUCUUCAGACACAUUCAUGCUCCUGAGGAGCGUGGGGAGUACCUUGAGACUCUCAUAACAAAGUUCUCUCACAGAUUCUGUGCUUGUAACCCUGAUCUGAUGAGGGAGCUUGGCCUUAGCCCUGAUGCAGUUUAUGUACUGUGUUACUCUUUGAUUCUACUUUCCAUUGAUCUAACAAGCCCUCACGUGAAGAACAAAAUGUCAAAGAGGGAAUUCAUUCGAAAUACACGACGAGCUGCACAGAAUAUUAGUGAAGAUUUUGUAGGGCACCUUUAUGACAACAUCUACCUUAUUGGCCAUGUGGCUGCCUAAAAGCACAAUUUGCUAGCACUUAAAAUUUGUAAUUUUCAAAAACUACAUCAAGAAAUUAAUUAUUUUGUAGAGAUGGGGGUUAUUUUAGUGCUGGUCAUUCUAACCUCUGUAUGCAAUCAAAGUUUGUGUGUGUAAGUGUGUGUAUGUGUAAACUACCUUUUCUAUCUAUUUGCUGUGGAAACGGAAGGAUUUGAAGAUUUGUUUUUCAUAAUUUUUUUAGUUUUGCACAAAACAAUGCCAUUAGUCUGACACAGCCAUUUAUGAAUGUUAAACUGACAUUACAGUCUAAGCUGACAAAGUGGUGAAUUUGUGCAUUAGAUCUGCUUGAAACUUUAAUAAGUUCAUUCUUUUUAGAAUACCAUGUAAUGGGUAUAUAUUUAACUAAAGAGAUUUAUAAUCAUAAUUAUUUUAUUGUAAAAUAUUUUAACUAAAAUUUCUCCUUUUAUCUCUUAAAAUAGUGUUGUACUUCUUUCUUUUGCCUUUUUUUUUUUUUUUACAAUGCUGACUACCUCAGACACAAAUUUUAGAGAAAUAUUGGUCUGAAGAGUACAAUAAAGUUUAUUAUAGGAGACGACAGGACACUUGUAAAAUAUCCAAGCUGAUAUUUAAUACUAUAUUGACUAACUUGAAUUAGCAUAUUGCCAAUGUGCAAUUUUAAAUACUCGAUUUUAAGGAAGAUUACAACCUCUGUUUUAGGUGAACCCUGAUGUCAUACAGGGAUAGCCUGAGGAAAUCAUGCAGUUGACAUUGAGUGAGCUAGCCUAUAUUGCAGGCACUAGUUACUGGGGACACAGGACAACUACAAUGACCUCUUCAGCAUGGUAAGCUAGGAGAAAUCUCAACAGGGAAAAUGGUAGGGGCAGCUAAUAUUUUGCUGCUUUCAACUGCACCCAUUCGUCCAACAGUGUUAGUGAUGGAAGUGCCUAGGCAGAUACAUACCAGCUGACUCAUUGCUAAAGCUGUUAAGAACUGAUGGUGCAAGAUUAGAGCAGUGACUGUGCAGGAUUGGAGAGCCGUCCCAGACUCAGAUACUGAAUUAAUCUUUCCAAAUCUGUCAGGUAGCUAGAUUUUAAAUAGUUCUAGAUUUAUUAAAAUACUUCAAAAAUGGCUUCAGCAAAGUUGUGUGUUACAUUUUCUGAAGUGUGUAGAGUUUUAGAAGCACAACUGCUGUGCACAUGCAGAAACUGAAUGAGGAUUUGCCUGGUUUCUGUUCAGGUAACUCACAGAGCAGUGUUUUUCUUAAACUGACAUGUAGUUGAAGUAAGCAGUGUUCCUGAUGUUUCUUUACAUAACACUCACCUAUCACUAGCACCUAGAUUCAUCAUGGUAAGAAGUAGAUUUAUCCUUUUUCCCUACUAUACAAUGAAGUGAGCUAGGAAGAUGUUCAUAGUUCCAAUUAAUCUGCUUUUUUUGGAGGAAGCCUGUGGCAGAGCCAGGAAUUGAAUGUAGGUCAUACUCAUAGGCACACACUUUACCCACACUGUUGCUUUCUGUUUGGCAGCUAGGGGAUGUUACAUUUGUCUCAGAUAGAAGUGAUGACAAUUACAGUCCCCAUAAAGGCUACAUAAAUGACAGGGAGGAAAAACAAAUGUAGGUACAGCUGCUAUUUCAAGUGUUUAGUACAUAUUGUGUAUAGCUCUGGUCCAUAUGCAAAAAAGCACCCAGAAGAAGCUGUAAUUUUUUUGUAUAACAUUACCUUUAAUCAAGUAUAAAUGCCACUUGUAUUUAUGUAGCAUACACAGCUAAAGCCAGGAGCCAGCAGUAUCCAGACACGUUUUGCAAUAUCACUCCCCUCUCUCAGGAUAAGUUCUCGUCACUUCUCCCUGUGUCAUUUUGUACAUUUUAGAAAGGCCAGGGAUGCAUUAUGCAGUAGUCAAUCUCAAACACAAAUAAAGAGUAUAUGUUACAUUGGGGAGCUUUGUUCAAGACAUAGGUAUCUGGUCCUGUAAAGGAAAAAAAAAAAAAACCAAAACCAAAAAAAACAGGAGAAGUUGGAAAAA